Messenger RNA from Eucalyptus grandis, 2104 nucleotides. RefSeq names its product rho GTPase-activating protein 2. Gene Ontology annotation, molecular function: GTPase activator activity. Gene Ontology annotation, biological process: signal transduction. Lineage: Eukaryota; Viridiplantae; Streptophyta; Magnoliopsida; Myrtales; Myrtaceae. The record is from RefSeq and is a predicted model, not a curated record.
GCCUCCCGAGGGGAGAAAUUUGAAAAACCCCCCGAAGUGGCCGUUUGGAAACCUCCCCAAAAGCGAGCUCAAAAAAACCUUCUUCCGCAACGCACCAGAGCAGAGCAGCUUCAAAAGUCCCGACUUCAAUGCAGCCUCACCCUCCUUAACUCUCUCUCUCUCUCUCUACUCUCUCUCUAAACCGAGACAACAGAAGCAAGAAGAAGAAGAAGUUGGUCGGGAGAGCAAGAUAAGAGGACAGGAACAGGAACGAGGACCAGCCAUUUUACAGAGGGAGAUGACGGGGCCAGUGAUGGUGACGAAGAGCGGCGGUUGCGGCAGCGGCGGAGGCGGCGGGGAGCGCAAGAAGGCGAAGACGGCCGCCGCGGCGGCCGCAGCGGCGGAGGAGGAGCAGAACCAGCUCUCGGUGCUGGCCCUCCUGGCGACGGCGCUGAGGAAGUCGAUGGCCUCCUGCAGAGUCGAACGGGGCGAGGAGAUGAUGGCGGCGGCGACGGCCACGGUCGUGACCCACCACAUGGAGAUCGGGUGGCCGACGAACGUUCGCCACGUCACCCACGUCACCUUCGACCGGUUCCACGGGUUCCUGGGCCUCCCCGUGGAGUUCGAGGUCGAGAUCCCUUGCCGGGUCCCCAGCGCGAGUGUCAGUGUGUUUGGAGUCUCGGCUGAGUCGAUGCAGUGCUCGUAUGAUUCACGGGGAAAUAGCGUCCCUUCCAUUCUUUUGCUCAUGCAGGAGCGGCUUUACUCGCAAGGCGGUUUGAAGGCCGAAGGAAUUUUCCGCAUAAACCCGGAGAACAGCAAAGAGGAGCAUGUGAGGGACCAGUUGAACAGGGGCAUUGUGCCCGAUGAUAUCGAUGUUCAUUGUUUGGCAGGUCUAAUCAAAGCCUGGUUCCGAGAGCUCCCCUCUGGCGUGCUCGAUGGGCUUUCCCCGGAACAAGUUCUCCAAUGCAACACUGAAGAAGCAUCUUUCGAGCUAGUGAAGCAGCUAAAGCCAACCGAGUCGGCAUUGCUCAAUUGGGCUGUCGGUCUUAUGGCUGAUGUGGUCGAGGAAGAGGAAUUCAACAAAAUGAAUGCACGAAACAUCGCGAUGGUUUUUGCGCCAAACAUGACUCAGAUGUCCGAUCCAUUGACAGCUCUGAUGCACGCUGUGCAAGUAAUGAACUUGCUCAAGACUCUGAUCAUGAAGACUCUCAGAGAACGUGAAGAGGCUGCUGCUGGAGGAUACUCACCCAUGUCAUCUCAUUCAUCCGGGCAACAGUCCGAUUAUGACUAUGAUAGUCAGCACGAGAUGGAUACCAGCUGUGAAUUAAGAGGGCCAACGUCAGACCUUGAUGACAACGAUGAUGCAAAUGACGGCCACAGCUGCGUGGAAGAAGACGAAGGCAGAUCACUGAGUGAAAUAGAGGAUUGCUUCUUGAGGCAAUUGGAAGAAUGCAAUCAUGCGGAAAAUGCAAAUGUUUCGUCUGAAAGGCCAUCGAGCGAAGUGGAACAAAACGACGGAAGUCCUACAAAUUGCUUGCAUGUCAAUGAUGAGUCGGGUAUUUCGUUCACUGAUAGCAAAAACAGGACUUCCACUUUGACGACUAGCGAUGGAGAAGAUUCUGGGACAAGUUGGAGGAUGGGAGAAGCACAAGUCAUUGACAUAAAGAGUCCACAGAAAGAAUGCGAAAGGACAAACGACAUGGAGAUGGUAGAUUUGUUUUCUCGUAUGCCCUCGGUUGUCUGACCGAACUCUUACUUCCCAUUCUUCGGGAUCAUAGUCUGCAGAUUUCAUGUGCUGUCUUAGAGUCAUGACUUCUUAAUCUUAUGUACAUUAUACUUCUGGGUGUGUUGACUUCGAACAGUGAUUGGGAGUGCUUUUUUGCUAGGGUGGAUUUUUAGGAUCGGGGUUCAGCUCAGGGCUGAGCUGCUGAAAGUUCAUGCUUGUUUCGUAGUUUUCUUAACCAAGGAUCCUCAACCUUGUGAUGGAAAUCUCGCCCGAUUCAAUCUGUACGUGAAAUUGAUGUAGGAGGAGAAUUGGUGAUCCUUCGGUGGAUUACCCACUGAUUGUGCCUUUCCUAGUGAAGUUUUUUCUGUUGUCCAAUUUACAUUAGUCGGAAUUCUUGUG